UGCGUGGUGGAUACUUUUUCAUGUGAGACAGCCUCACUCCUGCCGCAUUCGGAAAAUUUGGGUCUUUAACACGAAGAACAUCCCUGUCUGAUCGAACACAGAUACCACUUGUCCGAAAAGAGAUAUUCCAGGCAAUUCAGAUCCUCUUGCCGAAGUGGCAAAAGCGUAUAUCAAGGACUUUUCAAGGCAUUGCCCUUCCUGCGGCCUACCUCAAGCUCCGACGAUCUUCAACAUGGCUAUUUUCAAGACUCUCGUUCUGGCCUCGAGCCUCGCCAGCACAGCCUGGUCAACAUCACCCUACCAACAAGACUCCCAAGAAACACCCUACUACCGCGACUACUUCUACGUCGGCGGCAGCUAUGUCGACGACGGCGCCGGCGGCCACAUCUACAGCAACCAGAUGUACGUCGAGAAGCUCCAGUCCUUCCAGUCCACCCAAUCCUCCCUCCCUCCCAUCGUCAUGAUCCACGGCCAAGCUCAAACCGGCACAAACUUCCUCAACAAACCCGACGGCGGAACAGGCUGGGCAUCAAACUACCUCUCCGACGGACACACCGUCUACAUCGUCGACCAGACCUUCCGCGGGCGUUCACCCUGGGCACCCGGCGCAGGCCGUCCCCUCCCAUCAACCUACUCCGCCGAACUCAUCCAACAACGCUUCACAGCCGUGCAAGACUACAACCUCUGGCCGCAAGCAAAACUCCACACCCAAUGGCCCGACUCCGGCCGCAUGGGCAGCCCCGUCUUCGACGCCUUCUACUCUUCCAACGUGCAAUUCAUCAACAACGCAACUUACCAGCAAUCCACCGUGCAAACCGCCGGCGCCUCACUCCUCGACCGCAUCGGCGAACCAGUCAUCCUCUUCGGCCACAGUCAGGGAACCCUCAUGCCCCUCCUCAUCGCCGACGCACGACCCGCUCUCACCAAGGCAAUCAUCCUCAUCGAACCCACUGGCCCGCCCUUUCAAGACGCCGUCUUCUCCACUCGCGACACUCGCCCCUACGGCCUCACCGACAUACCACUCACCUACUCCCCUCCCAUCUCCAGCCCUUCCGAGCUCAUCCGGCAGACCUACCCUCCUCCCGUGGCAAAUGCGGAUAACUCCACGAUCCCCUGUAUUCUGCAAGCCGAAUCCCCAAGUCCGAGACAGCUGCCGAAUUUGGCCUCCAAGCCGGUAUUGAUCGUAACGGGCGAAGCGAGUUAUCACGCUCCGUAUGAUUAUUGUACGGCGGCGUUUUUGAAGCAGGCGGGGGUGGAACGGACGGAGCAUGUGGAGUUGGCGAAAGAAGGGAUUGAGGGGAAUGGACAUUUGAUGUUUAUGGAGAGGAAUAGUGAUGUUGUGUGGAGGAGGGUGCAGAAGUGGAUAUAUCUCCCACCUCUCCGUCGCACCUCUCGAACAUUCCCUUCCACUUCAUCCCUGAAACCGCCAUCACCAGCUCUCCUUCCAUCAAUCAGCAACAAUGCACCUCUCACACCUACCACCUCCCUCUCCAUCGCCCUCCUCCUCCUCCUCACCACCCUCACGACCGCAACUCUCGACCCUGCGACUUCAAACACAAAGAGCAAGAACCCUUCCCAACCGGGAUGGUGA
Molecule: messenger RNA, 1591 nt
Organism: Zymoseptoria tritici IPO323
Lineage: Eukaryota; Fungi; Ascomycota; Dothideomycetes; Mycosphaerellales; Mycosphaerellaceae
Exons: 2
Coding region: 233-1591 (452 amino acids)
Source: RefSeq, a predicted model, not a curated record